CUGCGAUCAAGCCCCACCCAAUUAAUGGUAUGCGACCAGCCCGAGCGCGUUUUCCUGACGCUACGAGCAGUCAGUCGCCAGUGUCCCCUGAACAAACUGCAAAGCGCACCUUCCAGAGUCGCCGCCUCUGCACUGUCGCUCCGGUUGCCUCAACCGCGCACAACCACAUCCUCGUGCCCCAAAGGUGUAACCCAACCCUGCUUCCUCAAGUCGCGACGCGACCAUGGCCAAAAAGAACGCCUCCGAUUUCGAGAAGAUCAUCCAUGCCGACCGGCAGCGGAAACAGAAAGAGGCUCUCGCAGCCCGCAUCUUCAAUCGCGACAGACGCGCCAGUGCGCCUCCAAAGGCCGUGACACCAAUCCCGGGCGCCUCGCUGGCAAGCCGUGUCGGCGUGAAGAAGUACCGCGUGUCUUCCGGCCCUGGCGUUCAGCCCGACCUCUGGGUCCACGACCUGUAUGGCGCGUCUGGACCGCCCGCGCAGGGCUCCCUAGCAAGUCGCAUCACCGUGCCAGGGGCCGCCGGCGCGGGAAAGCAGGGCGCGAAGAAGCAACCGCAGCAACAGCGCCGAGCGGCCAAGCUCGCCUUCGCCCUCACACGAGAUGAGGCCCAGGCCCCGGCCCAGCGGGCUGCCAACGUGACCACGCGAGCCGCCAACACGACAUCGAACCGCGGCGGGGGUAUCUCCAUCCGAGGCCUCGCUGGCCCGCCCGUAGUAAUGGCACAGAACUUUGCUCCCGGCACCACGGCGGCCGACAUCGAGAGCGCCUUCACACCAUACGGUGGCAUAGUGUCGCGGUGCCGCCUGCUCAAGACGAGCCCCAUAAUCAUCGCCGAGAUCGUGUUCGAGGACCCUAACGGCGCACAACGCGUAAUCGACCAGUUCAACAACCAAGUGGCCGAUGGGCGCCUCCUCAAGGUCUACCACAAAGCUGGCCCCGGCCCGGAGGUGUCGGCCCCGUCGUCGGCCGUCAACGGCAACAUCAUUGAUGGCUCGCAUGGCUUCGGCGUUGACGAGCCCAUGGCGGAUGCCGGACCCGGAGGGAGCAAGCUGUACAGCGACUCGCUCAUCCAGGGCAAAAAAGGCAACCGUGGUUGGAAAGGGGCGGGACGCUAGGACAAGCCGACCCAGUACAACAGCACUGACCAGAGUUUCACAUAUGAGCCAUCCAGGAAUAAGCGGUACCGCAAGGAUUCAUGUGGAUGCGCUCGCCGUUGUUGUCGUCGCCGGCGUGCUCUUGGACCGGAGCCAAUCAACAUCCUGGUAGCCUCGAGCGGCUCUCUCCUUUUGUUAGAACAGGAGGAUCACGGCCUUGGCCACCGACAAGGUCUUCGACGCCCUACAAAAUCCCUGGCUCCGCACCAUCUCCUGCAGCGGAUACCAGGGACGAUGGCGCAUACAGGUAUAACAUAUGCGGCAGGCAGCUCACCGCCGCAAGAAAUAAUAGCAAACCCCAUACCCGUUAUGUUCGUAGCUGCGCGGCAGCACAAGCGCCAAGAAACACGUGCUUUUAAUGAACCAGGAGAGAUUACACCCCAGCCAGGGAAGCGCCGCCCCAUUUCUCUGGGGGUGCGUUACCCCCAGAGUGCCCCUUGAGGGGCGCAUGCGCCACGGAGAGAGGUGUCGAGAGCCGCCCACAAGGGCAUUUUGGCUAUCUGGCGGCUCAGGGAGUAGGUAUAAACUUGCUUUUAAAGAGCUGCAAGCGGGGGAUUGGGAGGAAGGAAAGGAAACGAAGAAUGGACAAGAAGAGGACCAAGCCGCGAUUGCGUUUGCUCAGGUAGCCAGACCUAAAUCUCGAACCUCCUUGCAUUGCGCCAACACAUACCGUGCUCG
Molecule: messenger RNA, 1831 nt
Organism: Gaeumannomyces tritici R3-111a-1
Lineage: Eukaryota; Fungi; Ascomycota; Sordariomycetes; Magnaporthales; Magnaporthaceae
Exons: 3
Coding region: 224-1114 (296 amino acids)
Molecular function (GO): RNA binding
Source: RefSeq, a predicted model, not a curated record